AAUUGUAUUGUACUACUUCCUUCCAAUCGUUUCUCCCUCGUUUUCUUAUAUGCUUACAAACUUUGAAACAGAAUGGAGGGAGAGUCGGUGUUUUAUUUACAAACUUUGCUUGUUAUCUAAAUAAAAUAUCCACAAAAAUUACAUCAUUACUUUUCACCUUUGGACAGAAUUUGGAAUUUGAAAGGGUGUAUCAACCAUCUAAAAUGAAAACUUGAAUAUCCACUUCGUUUCAGUUCACCUCGCAUUGAAACAUGAAGAAUAAUGAAUAUUAUAUCAACAAAAGAAAUGAGAUGCACAAAAUGAUAGAUAAAUGUUACUCGAUCUAUGUAGUAUUUUGUUUCACUUUUUUUUUUAUAAAGGACAAAAGGGACCUAUUUUACAUUUGAAGAAACAACAAAAUGGCAAUAUGAUUUGAUAUAAUAAAAAUAAAUAAAAAGAAUAAAGAAAAAUAUUUUAGUUGAUUGUUCAUGAUGAUGAUGUGUUGUAAAUGUGAAUGAAAGUGAAGUUCGCCAUUGGAAGCGCUCUCCAUUUUUACACUUGACAUCUUGCUUUAGACUCGCUAAAUUAAAUCUUCUAUUCACACAUUCUUACGAUCAUCUAGGAAUUAUGAUAUUUUUUCUAAAUCUCUGUCAUUUUCUUACGAUUUCCUCCCUUUCCCUUCAUAAUCUCUUCUUGCAUUGCCCAUUUCUCUUCAUGUUUUGAUCUUUCUCUUCCCCUUCUUCUUCCCAUUCUUCUUCCCAUCACCAUCCAUGGCAACCAUGAAAUUAGGCAUUAAACCCGAAGCAUUUCAUCGCGAGGGCCAAACUUGGCUUUGCUCAAGUGGAUUACCCAGCGAUGUUACAAUUGAAGUUGGAGAUAUGUCUUUUCAUCUACACAAGUUUCCUUUGCUUUCUAAAAGUGGGUUUCUAGAGAAGCUUAUAGAACAGCUUCCUAACGAGGAUGAAUCUGGCUGCGUUCUGAAACUUCGUGAUAUUCCUGGUGGCGCCAAAGCAUUUGAACUUGUUGCUAAAUUUUGCUAUGAUGUUAAAAUAGAGCUCACUUCUUUGAAUAUAGUUAGCCUUAGAUGUGCAGCUGAAUACCUCCAAAUGACUGAAGAGCAUGGAGAAGGGAAUUUGAUUUCUCAAACAGAGGUUUUCCUCAAUGAGGUCUUUGGUAAUUGGACAGAUACAAUUAAAGCUCUUGAAACUUGUGAAGAAGUUGGAUCAUACGCAGAAGAGGUUCACAUUGUUUCACGAUGUAUUGAUUCAUUGGCUAUCAAAGCUUGUGCUGACCCACAGUUGUUCAAUUGGCCAGUGAAGGGGCAGGAAAAUGUCCGAAGCCCCAAUGGGACUGUUCUAUGGAAUGGGAUUUCUUCAACCACAAAGCCCCAACCAACCGGCGAAGAUUGGUGGUAUGAGGAUGUGUCAUUUCUUAGAUUUCCCUUGUACAAGCUUUUGAUUUUGUCUGUUGAAGCUAAAGGAUUGAAAUCUGAGAGUAUAGCUGCAUCAUUAAUACAUUAUACUAAGAAGAAUAUCCCCUUAAUCAACAAUCAAUUGAGUUUCAAUGAUAUGAAUCAUGUUGGGUCAGGAAUCACAGCUUCUACAAAUUCUGAGGUAGAUCAAAGAUUCCUACUUGAGGAGCUUGUGGGCUUACUACCAAGUGUAAAGGGUGUCACCACAACCAACUUUCUACUUAGGCUUCUUAGAACUGCUAUGAUUUUGCAUGCUAGUCCAUCAUGUAGGGAAAUUUUGGAGAAAAAAAUAGGCAGUCAAUUGGAUCAAGCUUUGCUCGUUGAUCUGCUCAUACCUAACAUGGGAUAUACAGUGGAAACUCUUUAUGAUAUCGAUUGCAUUCAGAGAAUUCUUGACCAUUUUAUGUCGAUAUACCAUGUUCCAAUUGCAUCUUCUCCUUGCAUAGUUGAGGAGGGGAAGAUGGUUAGCGGAACGGAUACACUGACCCCGAUGACAAUGGUGGCCAAUCUGGUGGAUGGAUAUCUUGCAGAGGUAGCUCCCGAUGUGAACCUGAAGUUGCCAAAAUUUCAGUCCCUUGCUGCUGCGAUCCCUGAUUAUGCCAGGCCAUUAGAUGAUGGAAUUUAUCAUGCCAUUGAUGUGUACCUAAAAGCCCAUCCUUGGCUUUCAGAUUCAGAAAGGGAGCAACUAUGUAGAUUGAUGAAUUGCCAAAAGCUAUCAUUAGAAGCCAGUACACACGCGGCGCAAAACGAGAGGCUACCUCUUCGAGUAAUCGUCCAAGUUCUUUUCUUCGAGCAGCUUCGACUACGAACAUCAAUAUCAGGUUGGUUUUUUGUUUCUGAGAAUCUGGAGAACUCGCAACAUCCGAACGGAAACCUUGAACUUCCAAAGAAUGAUUGUUCAAAGGCAAUGGAGGAGGGUGGUGGUGGAAAGGAUGUAAAAGAGAGAGUUUCAGAGCUUGAAAGAGAGUGUUUAGAAAUGAAAAUGGAGCUUGAGAAGGUGGUUAAGACGAAGAAAAGUUGGAGUCUUAUUCCAAAAAAGCUUGGUUUUGGAAGAAAAUCACAGCCAUGCAUCCCAAAGCCAGAUGAUAUAAUGGAGCAAACAACCUCUGUCAGUGCUCCACAGAAUAAUGAAGAUGGGGAUUUGGGUCAGCGAGUAGUUGCAUAGAUGGAUCCAAUUUAAUGAGUCUUCAGUGUACAAUACUUUUGGUACAACUUUUAUUAUCAUCAAUAUUUUUUUAAGAUAUCUGUUUGAUUGUAAAUUUUUUUGAUUUAAAGUGUUUUAAAAUGUAAUAAUCUGAUUAUAUAAAUCAUAAAAUGAAUGAUAGUUAAGUUAGUGAC
Messenger RNA from Cucumis sativus (cucumber), 2788 nucleotides. RefSeq names its product BTB/POZ domain-containing protein At5g03250. The record is from RefSeq and is a predicted model, not a curated record. Gene Ontology annotation, molecular function: protein binding. Bases 750 to 2615 code for a protein of 621 amino acids. The transcript is spliced from 4 exons. Lineage: Eukaryota; Viridiplantae; Streptophyta; Magnoliopsida; Cucurbitales; Cucurbitaceae.